AUGGACACCGACCCAGAGCCACACCAGGCACCUGCAGGCGCCGAGACUUCCAGGGUCCAACAGCAUCUCCUCGGCCGCCCUCCAUCCUUACCCAAGUCACGAUCCCUCUCCGACGGCGGAGGGACAACGCCCAAGCUUUCCCCGUCGCCUCACAUCGCCACGACAUCCCGCCGCACCUCCAAGGACGACCACGACAUUGAUACCUUCUCCAGCCCACGCGCCGUCACCGCCGCCGCCGCGGCGCCGGCUGCCACGCUGGCCGCGCUUCCUUCCACGCCGAAGCGGUCAGAGGUUCGUGGCUGGCCAUCGCUGCAUAUGCAGCAACACUACCAACAACAGCAGCAGCAGCCACCGCCACGAACCUCUCGCGACUUUACACCUCCUGAUGCGGCCGCCGGUACUAGCGCGUAUGGCAAGCCGGUUCCUCUCUCCCCCAAGCUCGACCACUCCCACAUCUACGCCUCUCCGACCAACAUCCUCCCCCGACGAUCACGUGGCCUCGACUUCUCUCGCGCCGCCACGAGCCUGCACCACUCCACCCUCGCCGAGUCGUCGCCCGAGUCGUCGCCCACCGUCGGCGGUCGCGGAAUGAACAUCCCCGUGAGGCGGAGGGAGUUUGGCUCGGGCGCCGAGCACGGCUUGCAGGCCUCGGCGUCUCUCUGGCCCGCCGCGAUCGGCAACCAGGAACGGAUGAACAUCAGCAGCUCGCUGGGUAGCACCCAGGCCAUUGGCUCCGACACGUCGAGCUCAUCCGAUGACGACGACCUCAUGGACGAGGACACGGACGAGGCGUAUGUCACCACCCCUCAGGUUUCAAGGAUGGGUCCCGCCGGAGGCCCCAGACCGCUUGGCUCGCCAGCCAUGAAUGCCCUCUCCAACUUUCAGAACCGUCCGCGUCCGAGGAAACAUCCCAAGAGGAAGGUACGGGGACCGCUAGGACUUGGCUUCAACAUGAAUGCGUCGGCGCUAUCCCGGUCGCCGCCGGGAAACUCGGCGCGUGCCCGCCGCGAGAGCAUCAGCUGGCAGGCAAACCAGCUGCACAUAUCGAGUGUAGAUGGAGAGGAUAGUGGCAGGUCGCUGAGCGAUGUUGAUGGUCCAUCGGGCGAUACCCAGCCCAACGUAACGCGAAGAGCAGUCACCCGUCGUGGAAACCUCUUGCCAAAAACCAAGACCUUUGCCCGCAUUCGAGCUGCGUUGCUGGAAGAAGGUGCCCCGGCCGAGGCAGAGUUCCGCCGCGAAGCGGAAGUCGUUAAGCAGGUUCGCGAAAGCGAUGUUGAUCAUGAGACCCGUCCUUCGACAAAUGCCUUUGACUUAUCGCAAGCAGUCAGCGCACUGUCCUCGCCCAAUAUGGUCAACCAGGAUACCAUCGAGGAGCCCGAAGAAGACUUUAUGCGAGAUUUGUCGACCGGCGCAUCCAGCACUUUCAAGCAGCAGUUACUAAAGAUAAAGUCGAAGUCAUUCUGGGACACGUAUUCUGAAUGCAGCAGUACUGGAGGCGCUGGCCGUGCCUCUCCACCCCCCCAGCCGUUCAUCCCUCGAGAAUCAUCUUCGGGCAUGAGUGAGGAUGCUGCCAUGGACUCGCCCUCCUUUCCGCUUUUCCAAAACUACCCGUCGCAAGCAACCGCCAUCGGCCCUCAGCCCCCUUCUGCUGCCGAGAUUACGCGCCGCAUCAACAACAAGCGCCGGCGCGACGACGACCUUGACCCCGUGAGCUUCAAGCGCCGGGCCGUCAGCCCCGGUAUGAGCGUGCACAACUCGCCGGUCGUGCAGAGCCCCCUGCAACGGGACAAUGUCCAAUGGGGCUCCCGGCCGGGCAGCACCGGCGGCGAUAAGGGCGGCAGCAGUGCGCAGAGCGACUCGGGCAGCAUGGGCGGCACGACGUCCGGAACGACGAGCGGAAACGGCCGCUUAAAUAACAACAAAGGCAGAGUGGGCUUCCAGGGCAUGGUCGACGCCAACGACGCGAUUAUGCGCAUGAGCAUUGAGUAG
Messenger RNA from Cordyceps fumosorosea ARSEF 2679, 1989 nucleotides. RefSeq lists its product as hypothetical. Lineage: Eukaryota; Fungi; Ascomycota; Sordariomycetes; Hypocreales; Cordycipitaceae. The record is from RefSeq and is a predicted model, not a curated record. Bases 1 to 1989 code for a protein of 662 amino acids. The transcript is spliced from 3 exons. Gene Ontology annotation, cellular component: site of double-strand break.